AUGCGUCUGUAUCACGUUCUGCUCGCCACGGCUGCUGCGCUCCUCGCCAGCAAUAACGGCUUCGCCAUUGCUGAUGAGAAGUGCACCAUUGUCACUAAGGCACCGAAAGCUACCCCCGUUGGUUCGUCUUCGUACACUUCCAGCGGCUCAUCCGCCGACACCCCAGCGACCCAGGACUCUACUGCCGCCUCGGAUGUAGGUGCAAGUCAGGAGACUACCGUCGAUGUCCCAGUGCAGCAGUACUCCAACCCUGGUUCGGACGUCGGCGCCAGCGAGGCUUCGACCUCAGACGCCGACGAAACCGAGCAGACGGAUUCUAGUUCGUACACUCCGUCCAGUGUUGACGCUUCACAAAACAUGGACACUGUGUCCUCCGCCGAGACUACCGGAGACGCUGACCAGUCCUUGACUUUCACGGAGGUGCCGAAGGCCACCACCCUUACCCCCACGGUCGCCUCGAGCGCCAGCGCCAGUGGAUCCAGCGCCGGUUCGCCCCCUACCACUUCCAACAACUCCACCACGCCGUCGACCUCGACUACUCCUGGCGAGAACUCUAAGCUGUGCGCCAAGCCGCGCAUCGAAAUCACGGAAGUGACCGUGGAUGCCUCUGUUGAUGCCAACGAGGAUGAGGCCGCUCUCAAGCUCGUGGCCAUCGCCGCUAUCCCAGGUGGCGGCUCGCGCGUUGCCUACCACAGUGGCGAAAAUGUCAUCGUGCAGGAGCUGGACGCUAGCGACAAGCUCGUGAGCGGCAGCACUGCCAAGGUCCCGGUCCACGACUUCGCCGAUAUCUAUGCCGACAAGGAUGGUCCGGCCGUUCCGUGCUACGACAUGUACAUGAUCCGCUAUGACGGCACGAAGGAGUCGUGGGCUACGAAGCUGACGUCUUCGAGUGCAUCGCUGCCUCCCUACUCGUCGGGCAAGACUGGCCCUGACGUCUACAUGAUCUGGUGGUACGCUCACCACGGCCGUAUCGCGUCCGACGGCAAGAACUGGGCCGCGUACUUUCGAUCACGCCGGACGAGGACUCGUUUGACUGGGGGUUGCUCGCACUCGGCUUACGAGCGUAUCACGUACGACAACCGCACGGACAGCUACGCGACUAUCUGUAAGACGGACAGCAACAACCGUAUCAUGCCGCCUAAGGACUGGGGCACAACGAUCUACCCGGUUGACCUGGGUGCUGCCAACUUGGGCGACAUCGUGCCGGACUCGGACGCUUCCAGCAAGAAAUACUGGGCUACGGUUAGCAACGGCAACGGCGACAACGCCAAGGUGCACCUGAUCCACUUCGCCAUGAACGCGGCUGCCAGCGAGGACAUCACUCUGGGCGGCACGGACGCCAACGAACGUGCGCCUCACCUCGCGCAGAUCGGCAGCGGCGGCAUGCUGGCUGUGUGGGAGGGCAGCUCGUCGGGUGGCGACUUCAUGGAGGGCGGUGACCGCACGAUGUACGCGCAGGUGCUGGACGCUUCGUCGGGUAAGGCCAUCAGCGACAAGGUGACAGUGGACAAGUCCGUGGUGGGCAACCGCUACCAGGCUCUGAAGACGUACCCGGACGGCAGUGUUGCAUACCUGUCGAAGGGCAAGACGGACUCCUCGCUGCAGGUGGUGCGUUUCUACGGCUGCUAA
This is a messenger RNA of Phytophthora infestans T30-4, 1629 nucleotides long. RefSeq lists its product as uncharacterized. The transcript has 3 exons. The coding region runs from base 1 to 1629 and encodes 542 amino acids. The record is from RefSeq and is a predicted model, not a curated record. NCBI's taxonomy places the organism in Eukaryota, Oomycota, Peronosporomycetes, Peronosporales, Peronosporaceae.